Messenger RNA from Candidula unifasciata, 414 nucleotides. NCBI's taxonomy places the organism in Eukaryota, Metazoa, Mollusca, Gastropoda, Stylommatophora, Geomitridae. The record is from the annotation of a GenBank genome assembly.
AUGCACAAUGUGCCAAGUUGUGAUUCUAACAACUCCACUGAGAGACCAAAUAUCACCACAGACAGCAACACAGCAGCUGUUGAUGUACUGACAGUUCAACUGAAAGUUCUUCAACAACAAGUGUCCAGUUUGCAAGAAUUACAAGACACAAAGAAUCAUGAACAAGAGAUAAUGCUAGACAGUAGAUGUACUCCAGCGGACACUGAUUUUCACUUAAGGUUGCAAAAUGUUGAAGCCAAGUUGUUGCUUCUUCAAGAUGUGCAAACUAGAGAUUACACAACCCUUCACAAUGCUGUGGGGGAACUCUCCACACCGAGAAUAGAUAUCAUGUCACUGCAAGAUGAUAUCUCAAGUAUAAAAAAGUAUCAAAAAGCUCUAAAGGGAAAAACUGAGGGAUUAAAAAAACAAGACUGA